AUGCUUGCUGAGAUGAAAGAGGUGGGCAGAUCUAAGCAGUCUGGAACUCGGGUAAAGAAGAAAAGCUCUUCUGGCUGUUUGGUUUUUAAAAAAAAAGUUGCAGAUACUGUGGUAGGGGUUAGUGGGUUUAGUGAUUCUUCUUCGAGGAAUUUGUCUGGAUCGUCAAAGGUGAAAAAGAGACGUCGAGUUGUUGAGAGUGAUUCAGAGUCCAGUGAUUACUCAUCAGAAACUACUCAUAAACUCCGUAAACGUUCAGCUGUUUACAAAGAAUUUGAGACCGAGAAAAGGGCAAAUAGUGGAUUAGAUGUAUUUGAGUUUGACGAGUAUGAUGGGUUUGAGGAUGUGAGGACCAGGAAGGAUGCUAAUGGUGGUAAGCAUAGAUGGAACUCAUAUAGGCAAAGUGGCGAUGAAAUGGAAUCUGGAAAUGGUGGUAGCAGACCUACUUAUGAAGCUAGAACUAUAAGUCCCUUAGAGAUGGAUGAUGAUGAUGAUGAUUUUGACUUACCCCUUUCAGUGUUGAGUAAGAAAUAUCGUUCAUCUUCAGACCAACCUAUUAGACUACAAGGGGAAAAUGGUGUCUUGAAUGUAAUGGUAAAUCAUAAUAAGCAGAUGAGUAGAAGUUCUGAUAAAAAAGAAGCCAAGGCUAGAGUUCAUCACAUGAAAAAGCUGGAUAAAAAUGGUGAUCAUAGAGAUGCUGGAGAUGGACAUAGUUCCAGGAGUGAGGAUACCAAAAAGAGCAAGGAGAAAGGUGGGAUGAAAUCUCCAACACCAAUGGUGCGAAAAAGCAGCAAAGAAGUAACUGAGAGUGAUACAGCAAUGCAGUCAAAAUCAAAUAGCAGAGUGGAAACUGUUAAAAAACUGGAGAAUGUUAAGAAAGUGAAGAAGAAGAAGAAGAAGAAGAAGAAAGACAUGGUUAAGCAUGGUAGUGGCACUGAAAAGCAAAUACUGCGUGAAAAGAUUAAGAAUAUGCUUCUUGGUGCUGGUUGGACCAUUGACUAUAGGCCAAGAAAGAACAGAGACUAUCUUGAUGCUGUAUAUACUAAUCCUGCUGGAACUGCUUAUUGGUCUAUAAUCAAGGCUUAUGAAGUACUUCAAAAGGAAGAGGAAGAAAAUGCUGAAGAUAGUGACAACUUUACCCCUUUACCUGUUGAAAUACUUGGUAAAUUAGCCAGACAAGCCCAAAAGAAGACAGAAAGAGAAUUGAAAACAAAGAGAAAAGAUGAAGGCAACAGUAGGAAUGCUAAAAGGGCUAUGGAGGACACAGAUAGUGAUUAUGAGGAUGAAAUGAAUUCCCAUGGAAGAAGAAAAAGCAGAUCUACUUUGUUGGUUCGAGAUACUAACAAAGUUUCAGAAAAUGACGGGAUUAGUCCCUAUUCAGGAAAAAGGACCAUUCUUGGGUGGUUAAUCGACUCUGGAGUGGUGGAUAUGAAUGAACAUGUGGAAUAUAUGAAUGCUAGAAGGACACGGAUACUGCAAAAAGGAAGGAUUACAAAAGAUGGGAUCCAUUGUGGUUGUUGUAGCAAGGUUGUAACUGUUGUCAAGUUUGAGCAACAUUCAGGAAGCAAACUUUGCAACCCGUUUUCAAACAUGUUUUUGGAGUCUGGAAAAUCCCUGAUGCAAUGUCAGAUUGAUGCAUGGAAUAAACUAGGGGAGUUAGAGCAAAAGGGUUUUUAUAGUGUAGAUGUUGAUGGUGAUGAUCCUAAUGAUGAUACAUGUAGUGUAUGUGGGGAUGGUGGGGAUUUGAUCUGUUGUGAUGGUUGUCCAUCAACUUUUCACCAAACCUGUUUAGACAUACAGAUGCUUCCUGAAGGUGAUUGGCUCUGUCCAAAUUGUUCCUGCAAAUACUGUGAAAUGGCUGCUGGGAAUUGCACAAAAGAUGCUUCACUUCAUACGUGCUGCCUUUGUUACAAGAAAUAUCAUGAAUCAUGCAGGCCAGGAAUAGAUGUCAAGCCACAUGAACCAAAUUCUCUGGAUUUGUCUUUCUGUGGACACAAGUGCCAUGAGGUAUACAUUCCGUUGCAGAAACUUAUUGGAGUGAAGCAUGAACUGGAUUCAGGGUUCUCAUGGUCCCUUAUUCAUCGAUCUGAUUCCGAUUCUGAUUCAUUGACAGAGGGAGAAAGGAUGGAAUGCAAUUCCAUGCUGGCUGUUGCCAUGUCAUUGAUGGAUGAGUGUUUCUUGCCUUUUACUGACAAGAGAAGUGGGAUCAAUUUAAUUCGUAAUGUAGUCUUCAAUUGUGGAUCAAACCUUAGCCGGUUGAACUAUAGUGGCUUCUAUACAGCUAUUCUGGAGAGGGAGGAGGAAGUCGUUUGUGCUGCAUCUAUCAGGUUCCAUGGAACCCAACUAGCAGAGAUGCCAUUUAUUGGGACACGUCAUAUAUAUAGACGCCAAGGGAUGUGUCGUCGCCUAUUAUCAGCUAUUGAAUCGGCUCUUUCUGCUCUCCAAGUAGAUAAAUUGAUUAUUCCUGCGGUUGCUGAACACAUGAAUACAUGGACUGAUGUUUUCGGUUUCCAGCCAUUGGAGGAAUCACACAAACAAGAACUGAAGUCUAUGAAUAUGUUGGUGUUUCCUAGGACUGAUAUGUUACAAAAGCCUCCCCUAAAUGCCAUCCCUGAAGGUAAGAAGAGCCUUGUUAGUGCCUUGUCCAAGAAACCAGAGUUGAUUUCUGCUAAUGUUGCAGAGUUAAGUGAGAAAGAUAAAAAUGGCACUAGAGAUUCUGGUUUUCCUAUGAGCAAGGAGACUCUUCCCAUCGAUCCUCAUCCACUCCAACUGCAAUCUGAUUCCAGUUCCAAAGUCAACGGAAUUGAUGUGCAGAAUCAGAAUGGCAAUGGAACUGAUCCACUUCCUGAUCCUUCACAUAAUGAUAUUGAUAUUCCAUGCGAAUCACAGUCACAUAAACUACAACACUCAUCUGAUUCCAAAAUCGAAGGAAUUGGUGUGUUGCAGAAUGGCAAUGGAACUAAUCCUAAGGAGGGUUCAUGUGGAAGUGAAAGGAAUAGAAAGGAAAAGGAAAGAGUAAUCCCUGAUUUGAUUGUAGGUAACAACGACACUGCUGAUGUGGAUGACCAUAGUGACUUGUCCAAAAAUAUGGUGGAGCUUACAUUGGAUUUGGAGACUCAUCUCAUCAGUUCCCCAGUUAAAGAUGAACCCCAACACCAACUUCUUGGAAUGGAGUCUGAUUCACAUUCCAACUCCAAAUCCUCAAUUCAAACGAAUCCACAUCAUCCCAUACAACUCUCAAACAAGGAAUCUUUUUCUUCCAUGGAUGUAGGCAACAAUAAUACUAUUGAAUUAGAUGACCAUAGUGCUGUGGCCACAAAAUCAGAAUUGGCUCCUUCUAAUGUGGCAGAGUUUAGUGACAAAACUGCUACCAUUGAUUCCUGUUCUCAAGAAUGUGUUGUUUCUUUGGAUGAUGUUUGUUCCUUAGAUACAAGCAAGAAGACUCUUCCCCUCAAUUCACCUGUUAAAGAUGAGAGCUCUUGUGAACCUGAACCUCAACUGCCAGUUAAGGAAUCUGAUUCCAUCCAUUCACAUUCUGAUUCCAAAGUCCAUGAAAUUGAUGUGCAGAAUGACAAUAAUACUGAUCCCAUACAAGGUUCAUGUGGAAGUGAAAUGAAUAGGAGAAAGGAAAAAGAAAGAGGAACUCUUGGAGCAGUUUCUGAUUCCAAAGCCACAAACAUAAACACAAACGAUUUCAGUGGGGUGCAUUACUCUGUCAUUUCCACUCCAUCCAUGGAAGUAGAUGCCUUCUCCAUAAAACAUGAGUUGAUUUCUUCUAAUGUUAAUGACAAAACUGCCAUUACAGAAUCCGGAGUUCCUUUUGAUGAUACCGACACCAAAACUACUGAUUCCGGUUCACAUGAUAAUAUUGUUUCUUCUGAGAUUCCGCACAAAAUCACUGCUGCUCCUUCCAGUGAACCUGGAAUGGAAUCUGUUUCCAUCCAUUUACAUUCCAAGUCCAAAGCCAAUGAAAUUGCUAUGCAGAAUAAAAUUGAAACUGAUCCCAAAGGUAGCAGCAUCAUGGAAGUUCUAGUAGAUGACGUGGUGAAAAAUGGUUGUCAAGAAUCUGGUGUUCCUUUGGAUGAUGGUUGUUCUUUACACGCCAGCAUCAUCUAUCCUCCUCAACUUCAGCUUCCAGGAAAGGAAUCUGAUGAAAUUGAUGUGCAGAAUGGCAAUCCCCGAGUUCAUGAUUCUUUACAUGAACAAGUAGUCCCUGCUGCUUCUUUUAGUGAACCCGUUAAACUCCAACUUCCCAGUAAGGAAAAAUCUUAUUCCAAUUCUAAUGAUGGUGUCCCAUUCAAAUCACAUGAACCCAAACUCCAACAGCCAGGAAAGGAAUCUCAUUCACAUUCCAAUUCCAAAGUCGAUCAAAUUGAUGUGCCAAAUGGCCAUGGAACUAAUCCACUUCCAGGACAAAUCCAUGGUCCCAUUCCGUCUGAUGUCCCAUGUCAAUUGCACCAACUACUCCCCAAACCCCAACACCCAGGAAACGACUCUGAUUCACAUUCCGAUUCCAAGGUGGCCCAUGGGAAUUCUGAAAAACAAAUUGUUAAAGAUACCAGUCAGUUUUUUCAAGGGAAAGAAGAGUCAUUUGAAAAGGAAAGAGGAAUUCCUGGAGCAGGUGUGAUUGAAAGGAAAGGCAACAAUAGAAGUGGACUCUGUACAGGCAUAUAUAUGUUAAUUCCAGAUAUGUAGUAAUAUCAAAAAGAGGAGACUAACAAAAGACCAUUCAAAAUGAGUUCUGCCUGUUCUUGAUGACUCAUAGUUCGCACGUUAUAUGUCUGGGUUGGAUCAUGAAGACAAAGUGUUCGAUGGAUUGCCUCACUGCGGUUUUUUCAGCAAGUCUUGGAAUGAUGAGUAUUUGUUUGGAUGGAUCGGUUCAAUCUGAUCAAGCUAAUCUGAAUUGAUUUAGGUUUUUAAAAACAUGAAUCCAAAUAGUUUAAACUGAAUUGAAAACCAAUCCAACCAAUCCAAUUACAAUUCAGUUAGAUCCGUGUUUCUAUAACUCUAUUUACUAGAGCCGGAACAUUCUAUAAAAUAUAGAGUAAAUUACACGAAUGGUCCCUAUGGUUUAGGGUAAUUUACAUGUAUGAUCUCUAACUUAUUUUUUUAACUCGGAAGGUCUCUACC
This is a messenger RNA of Lactuca saligna, 5127 nucleotides long. Lineage: Eukaryota; Viridiplantae; Streptophyta; Magnoliopsida; Asterales; Asteraceae. The record is from the annotation of a GenBank genome assembly.